AUGCAGAUUGCUUGUAUUCUGGAAGUUGAUCAUGGUCACUUUGCGGAUAGUGUUAAAAAGACUAAGAAAGUAACGAAACAGGUUGAAAACAUUGAGAGAAGAAAGAAAGUGGCGAAGAGGUGGAAACCUGGGGAGAGAGAAUUUAAUACGGCAGCUUUGUCGCUGGAGCUGAAACGGAAUGAGUCUGUUAUUGAGUCAGCAUUUUCUUUAGCAAUUGAAAGGAUGUUCCUUGUAUCCUUAAAGAAUAAAUAUGCAGAUGGCCAAGCGAUAGCCGUUAAACUUUCCAAACAAAUAAAGCCCGCCGCACACUGGUAA
This is a messenger RNA of Xenia sp. Carnegie-2017, 315 nucleotides long. RefSeq lists its product as uncharacterized. The record is from RefSeq and is a predicted model, not a curated record. The transcript is spliced from 3 exons. Lineage: Eukaryota; Metazoa; Cnidaria; Anthozoa; Malacalcyonacea; Xeniidae. Bases 1 to 315 code for a protein of 104 amino acids.